Colletotrichum phormii is the source of this 1473-nucleotide messenger RNA. RefSeq names its product thiol-specific monooxygenase. The record is from RefSeq and is a predicted model, not a curated record. Gene Ontology annotation, molecular function: flavin adenine dinucleotide binding; N,N-dimethylaniline monooxygenase activity; NADP binding. The transcript is spliced from 4 exons. NCBI's taxonomy places the organism in Eukaryota, Fungi, Ascomycota, Sordariomycetes, Glomerellales, Glomerellaceae. Bases 1 to 1473 code for a protein of 490 amino acids.
AUGACGGGCAAGAUUCGAAGAGUAGCCGUAAUCGGCGCUGGACCGUCAGGCGCAAUUGCUACAGAUGCCUUGGUCAAGGAACAAGCUUUCGACACAGUCCGAGUCUUUGAUCGACGACCCAUCCCGGGAGGAACCUGGAUCUAUACUCCGCACUUGCCCGCCAGUAUUCCAUCUCUCAAGACUCUCCUAGAUGGCAAAGCCGAUGCUCCCGUUCCAAUUCCACUUCAACUCCCAGCCCAGACGCCCAAGUCAGAGGCCGUAAAUAGCCACCAGAUCCGAUUUUCAGAUACCGCUCAGCAUGAGCAUCUCCACACCAACAUUGCCCCAGAGAUUAUGAGCUUUACUACUGAGCCCUUUCCGGAAACUCUGACAGAUCGGAUCCGAGAGAAGUAUGGUGACGACGCUCCUUUCCGCGGCCGGGAACAAAUUCGAGAGUGGGUCGAGAACAUCUUCGUCCGCCAUGGGCAUGAGGAACUGCUCGAACUCAGUACUACUGUCGAGCUUGCAACCAAAGAGGGCGACAAAUGGGUUUUGACACUAAGAAAAGAGCUUCCUGGAAAAGACCACUGGUGGCAAGAGAGCUUUGAUGCGCUCAUUGUAGCAACCGGGCACUAUAACGUACCCUGGCUACCAAAUAUUGAGGGGAUCAAAGAAUAUGACGAGAGGUUUCCUGGACGGAUUGUACACAGCAAGCACUUCAGAGAUUCCGACAAGUACAAGGGAAAGAAAGUCAUCGUCGUUGGAGGUUCAGUGUCGUCUCACGAGAUCCUUCACGAAGUUCUCCCAGUUGUUCAACAUCCGGUCUAUGCUUCACUUCGCGGGGAGCCUUUGCCUCACUUUGGCUGGGCUCCUUUCACACACCCCCACAUCUCCGUCCAGAAACAGAUCAUCAAGUUCGAUUCAGAUAACGGCGCGAUCAUCUUUGAAGACGGUACCAUAGUUGAAGGUGUGGAUUAUGUGGUCUUUGGGACUGGCUUCACCUUUAGCUUUCCCUUCUUGCCCGAAGUGCAAGAACGCAUGCGCCAAGCUGACCGUCGGUUGUCGGGAGUUUACUUCCACACUUGGGAUAUCGAAGAUCCAGCCCUCGCCUUCUUAGGCAUGUGUGGAGGUGGAUUUACUUUCCGUCUCUUUGAGUGGCAGGCUGUAGCAGUCUCCCGUCUUCUGGCAGGCAGGGGCAACCCUUUGCCGCCAAAGGAAGAGCAGAAGCAGUGGGAGAAAGACCGUGUUGCCGAAUUCGGUGGAGGCAAGGAUUACUACACCAUAGCACCCUUUUAUAAAGAGGUAUUUGAGUACUUCAGAUCAGUGGCAGGGGACCCAGCGCCCGGAACGACAGGUCGCGUCUUGCCACCUUUCGACGACAAGUUGCUCGACAUAUGGGUAGCCAUGGGAUCCGCGAAAGCCAACUUUUGGGAAGACUCUAGGAAGAAAGCAGAGGCUAAGCUGAAUGAACAGCUCAUUAGAUCGAGGUUGUAG